Molecule: messenger RNA, 3295 nt
Organism: Anthonomus grandis grandis
Lineage: Eukaryota; Metazoa; Arthropoda; Insecta; Coleoptera; Curculionidae
Gene: Gli
Product: cholinesterase
Exons: 8
Coding region: 221-2731 (836 amino acids)
Cellular component (GO): septate junction; cell surface; tricellular tight junction
Source: RefSeq, a predicted model, not a curated record
AAAAUAAGUGUGUCAUCUUUAUCGGGAGCAGUUAUCAGAAAAAUCUUAUUGAACAAUACAAGCAGCAUUUGGUUGGGUGUGUUCCAGUACCAUGUGUGAUUUGAACGAAUGAAUGGGGGGCUCAGUACGUACCUGGCCUAGGUAUGGUCGAUGGUUAAUCUUUUCACCUGUGAUGACGUCAGCCAGGUAAACGAAACGCUCAGGGGAAACUUAAUCGAAUAUGGCGGUGUCGCGACAACAACAGAUCGAACUUGUGCUUUUAUUAGUGAUAGUUUUUGUUAGUGAUAUUAUUCUUGGACAAUAUACCCAGUGGGGCUAUGGAUACCCGCCUAAUCAGCAAAAUCCUUAUGAUGUAUACGGAGCACAACAAGGACCUUAUAAUAUUCCUAAUCCAGGCGAUAAGGAUUAUAGGACCUUUGUUUAUAAAGGGCGAAGUUACGGGUUAGGCAAUAGUUAUUCUCAAGGAAUUCCUGGCGAUCCUAGGCUGGGUAACGCCGAUCCAAUUUUCCCAGGUAUCCUCGGACGGUGGCGAGAAGACCUUCAGGGUAAACGAAGGGACCAAACAAAAGAGCUACAGCGUGACAUAUUUGUUAGAACCACACAUGGAGAAGUCCAGGGUUUCCAGGUUUAUCUUUUCGAUGAUCCUAGUCCUGAGUCAUUAUACCGCCCUGGAGCUGAGUUUAUUGAGAGACAGAUGGGGAUAGCCAGCGUGUUUUUAGGAAUACCAUAUGCACAAGCGCCUACGAAUAAUGAUGGAAGAUUUAAGCCUCCAAGACUCCACAGAGGCUGGCAACUAAUUCAAGCAGUAGAUUUCGGACCAGCUUGUCCACAACCCGAAAAAUACACAGGUUAUACCAUGGGUGUACGAGAUAUGGAUGAAGAUUGCCUCUACCUAAACGUAUAUACGCCAAACAUUCAAGAGGGCAUUGGUCAAAAGUACCCAGUAAUGGUCUACAUCCACGGUGGUGAUUUUAUCCAUGGAGCAUCAAACUUGUUCCCAGGACAUAUAAUGGCAACUUUUUAUAAAGUGGUUGUUGUGACUUUCAACUACCGACUUGGUGCUUUAGGAUUUCUAAGCACAGGAGACGUAAAUUCGCCAGGAAACUAUGGCAUCCUAGACCAAGCAAUGGCUCUACAGUGGGUUUUUGAAAACGCUGAAAAAUUUAAUGGUGAUAGAUACAGCAUUACUUUAUUUGGUCCAGGAGCGGGUGCUGCUUCUGCUGGCUUAUUAAUGGUCGCUCCAGAGACCAGAAAUAUUGUUACAAAAGUUAUAGCUCAGAGUGGAUCAGCUGUAGCGGAUUGGGCAAUGAUUUUCGAUAGAUAUCGUGCACAAAACACCAGUAGAGUAUUCGGGAGGCAGAUAGGUUGUAGCAUCGAAUCCUCUUGGCGGCUAGUUAAUUGUCUUAGGACAAGAAGUGCGUUUGAAAUUGGAAAAGCUGAGUUUCCUCCAGAAGUGGGACUAUUUCCUUGGGCUCCAGUUAUUGAGAUGAAUGUUUCUAUGCCUUAUUAUGAAGGAUGGUAUGAAAAUGAUUGGCAUUUCUUAAAUGAGAGUGUAGAAACUUUAAUAAGAAAAAGGAUGUUUCAUCCAGAUUUAAGAUAUAUGAGUAGUGUUACUUUACAAGAAGCUGCCACUUUUAUAACUUCCAACCAGAGCUUAGCACCUUAUUUUGAAAUAGAUCAGAAUUUCUUUGAUCAGAAAGUAUGGGAGUUAGUUAUGCGCUAUAACUACACCUUAAACGCAAUUGGGACGUUUAAUGCCAUAAAAUAUAUGUAUACUUACUGGCCAGAUCCAAAUAACAAAACUAUGAUUAGAGAAAAAUACAUUCAGCUGUUAACGGACUUUUUAUACACAGCACCAAAUGAUAAGAUGGUUAAGUUGCUUGUAGAGCAAAACGUACCAGUUUACAUGUACGUCUUAAAUACAACUGUAGAGUCAUUUCAGCUUAGCGAGUGGAGAAAGGUACCACAUAACAUAGAGCACUACCUCCUAUGUGGAGCACCAUUUCUGGAUGUGGAGAUGCUCCCUCCUAAAGAACGAUUUGUGCGAAACCAAUGGACUAAUAAUGACAGGAAUAUGAGUCACUUUUUCAUGAAAGCUUACACUGACUUUGCAAGGUAUGGGAAUCCAACUCAUACCCAAAUUUUAGGAAUACACUUUGAGGAGGCGAAGAAUGGCCAGUUAAAGUAUUUAAAUUUAAAUACAACUUAUAACUCUUCCAUUAUGUGGAAUUUCCGGCAAACUGAAUCGGCUUUCUGGACCAUGUAUAUACCACAGCUUGUAGGGCAUUUAGUGCCAACUUACCCUCCCACUACUGAGUUUUGGUGGGAACCCACGACGCCGUUGCAAAUAGCAUUUUGGAGCAUGUCGGGUUUUUGCUUGUUCCUGAUAGUGCUAUUGGUAUUAUGUUGCAUGCUCUGGAGAAAUGCUAAGAGAUCCAAAGAUCGUUACUAUAACCCUUAUCUUUACCCUUCGGAUACCGAAAAUGAAGAUGGGGUUGAAAAUACCCGAGAUCCAGAUGAGUACUCUGAAAAGCUACGUCCACCUGUUGCGGCUGCGCGUACCAACAGCCAGUCCUCAUUUCAGACGGUCUCAAUGAAAGAAAUGCAAGGAUUUGUAACUCCUAGUCCUACGGAGGAAGUUUCUAGAAGAGCAACGCCUGUUGUACAGCCUAGAACUAGAAGUAGAUCGCAGUCAAAUAUAUUGCAAGGUGUUCCACAGACAGAUGUGUAGUGGUUGGAUGUUAUAUUGGGUUAUGAUUGUUGUUUACUGUGCAACUAAUUAAAACUUUGUUUUGUUAAUUUUACGCGAAUGAAGAAUUUAUAGUUUACAAGUAAUAAAGAACAAAUAAGGCUUGAUCGAUUACUGCUUAAGUAAGAAAAGUCACUUUUUGUUCUUUUUUAUCUGCUUUAUAAGUGCCAGUGGGGAAUUAGCUUUAUGUUACUGAGACGCAAUUUUUAUUAUAUAGAAUAUAUUUUCUAGAUAAAAAUAAUAGUCCUAAUAAACAAACCAUUUUUUUAAAGAAAUAUUUGUAAAUAAAAUAAUUAACUGUGCCCGUCCAUAUAUUUAAUUUGUAUAUAUUUAUUGUGAAUAUUUUAUAUUUAAAUUUACCUAUUUGUUCAAUAUUUCCAUAUAAAUUAAGUUUUCAGGUUUUUUUCUUAUAUUUUUAUCAUAAUGCUGCCAAAGGUUGUCUCCAUGACUUUCUACACGUACCAUAAACAUAUCGUCCGUCACCCUUUUCUACAACUUUUGUAUAAUAAUUCAUUAAUUGUAAUACAGAUCUCAAUAUUUCCAUAA